GCCUCGGUGAUUGGAAUCGCGCUAAUUAAUCCCAUGAUCUUGUCUAACCAUGAAGAUCAAGUAAUGCUUGAUUUGUAAUAUGACAAAACUACCAAAUCAUGACUGGUUAACCGGGCAGUCAUUGUAGAUUUAUGUUUCAGAUCAAUAUUAUUCUGAGUCAUUUGUCACACGGUAUUGUAGCAAUCGGCCGGUAGCAAUGAUACGAUUGAUGAAGUGGUUGGAUUAUGUAAAGAUGUCAAAGGAGACGCUAUCCAGGGGUAGGUCCCGGGGCGGUAGACUAUAAAAGCAAGGGUGCCGGGGAUGGAUCGGCCAUUCCUUAAUGGUAGUAGUGUUACUACUCAGUUACACCGCAGGCGAGCAAGUAACUUGGCAUGGGACAACGACCUCGGAAAUAAUUGGAAUUGUUAAUCCGCAACAUUGCUACGUUAGCGUACCUUGGACGGAAUAUAAAACAAGAUAUCGGGCUGCACUGUAACUUGUUAAGACGAUCACAUAAAUCGAUAUCAUAUUUUGCUCAUCAUUUUUACUAUGUCGGACCUUAGUAUCCAGCCUGGAUCCCUCGUACUCGUGACAGGCGUGAACGGAUUCAUCGGCAGUCACAUCGCGGACCAGAUUUUACAUCAUGGCUAUCGUGUUCGGGGCACUGUCCGUAGCAUAGCCAAGGAUCAGUGGAUGAAUGAACAUUUCGAGAAGAAGUACGGUCCUGGAAAAUUCGAGUUGGCCGAAGUACCUGAUAUGUUGGCGAGCGGUGCCUUCGAUAAGGCUAUGAAAGGGGCAUCUGGCCUGGCGCACGUCGCGACGCCCGUGAUGACAAGCCCCGAUCCUAACCUCAUAAUACCCCCCACCGUAGACAUCAUGAUACGUGUCCUAGAGGCAGCUGCGAAGGAGCCCGAGAUGAAAAGGGUCGUCCUAACCUCCUCUUCCGGGGCGUGUGCAUCCCUUGACGGUACCCAGGUAUUCGCAAUCAACUCGAAUAUGUGGAAUGAAGCUUCAAUCGAAGCAGCGUAUGCACCGCCACCUUACGAAGGUAUGGCGCGCAUCGAAAAAGUCUACCAUGCAAGCAAGACCAGACAAGAACAGGAGGCAUGGAAGUGGGUGCGAGAGCAUAAGCCGUCAUUUGUCUUCAACGCAGUUCUGCCCAACGCCAAUAUAGGGGCCCCGCUUGAUCCUGUUCACCAGGGUUAUCGGAGCACGACCGGUUGGAUCAAGAUCGCGUUUGAGAAAGGGGAUCAACUCAGACCAAAAGACUUCUUCGGAUUAUCUCCUCAGUACUUUGUCGACGUACGCGACAACGCCGCAUUGCACGUAGCCGCGCUCAUAUACCCCGACGUGGAAGGUGAGCGUUUAUUCGCCUUUUCUGAGCCCUUCAACGGGAACAAGAUCAUAAGGACCUUGAAGAAGAUCUACCCGGACCGUGAGUUCGGUGAGGAGGAGCCUAACGCGGCAACGGAGAGGAGUACGGUUGCCAAUGAAAGAGCCGAGGAGCUUCUAAGGAGAAUGACCGGACAUGGAUGGACGAGCUUCGAAGAUAGUAUUAGGGUCGCAGCUAAGGAAAUAACUGGCUAGAGGCCAAGAGUUAUCGUAGUAUCGUUAUGUUCUCCCAGAUCUGGGGGCUCACGUCCCAUAGACAACAUAUUAGAUGGUUGGUUUGUCAAUCGGGGUUUUUCGAAAGAGUAGAUUGCAAAGCACCGGAGAAGAUAGUCCCUAGUCAGACAAUCAGGAUUGAAUCAUCAUGGCAAAUAUCAUCUGCAAUUGGUUCCGAUUACGAGAUGCUCAUGCGAUGUUUGCUGACGCUCUAGACGUACGAGGAAUACAAG
Molecule: messenger RNA, 1817 nt
Organism: Annulohypoxylon maeteangense
Lineage: Eukaryota; Fungi; Ascomycota; Sordariomycetes; Xylariales; Hypoxylaceae
Product: aldehyde reductase
Exons: 2
Coding region: 529-1566 (345 amino acids)
Molecular function (GO): oxidoreductase activity, acting on the CH-OH group of donors, NAD or NADP as acceptor
Source: RefSeq, a predicted model, not a curated record